AUGUGUGGGCCUUUCAGUUUAAGUUUUUGCAUUUUUAUCCAUUCUCACGUUUUCAAGGUGAAACUAGGUCUCUUGCCUCAGUCAGCAAGGAUCUCAAAACCGGAUUAUCGCCUCAACUCUUGGGUGACGCCACCUGCUUGUGCUCGGACCGAUCCUGAGAAUGAGGUCACCUUUCCAAUGGCAGAGCCACUCGAAUCCGAAACGGCUGCCGCCAAAUCCGCCAAGCAGGAUGAUUUAAUUGACAAGGAUGAUGAAGCUGCACUUCAGGACGCCCGCCUUUGGGAUGCCUUCAAAGAUGAACAUCGUCGGGGCAGUGGGAACAGGAUGAAUAGAGGAUGA
Messenger RNA from Protopolystoma xenopodis, 339 nucleotides. NCBI's taxonomy places the organism in Eukaryota, Metazoa, Platyhelminthes, Monogenea, Polystomatidea, Polystomatidae. The record is from the annotation of a GenBank genome assembly.